This is a messenger RNA of Musa acuminata AAA Group (dessert banana), 939 nucleotides long. RefSeq lists its product as uncharacterized. Bases 122 to 787 code for a protein of 221 amino acids. The transcript is spliced from 6 exons. The record is from RefSeq and is a predicted model, not a curated record. NCBI's taxonomy places the organism in Eukaryota, Viridiplantae, Streptophyta, Magnoliopsida, Zingiberales, Musaceae.
GUUGGGCUGUCGUCUCCGCAGAAAGAGAAAGAGCAAAAUUAGGGUUUACCGAUCAAAGGCCGGACUUUGGGCGGACUGGUCUCUGUCACUUUAUGGGUGCAGAAAAAAUUGAUUUGGGCUAAUGGCUUACCGAACACCUGUUGCCAUUCAAAAUGAGAAUUUUCAUAUCCAUAUAGGCAAAGAUGUCGAUAAGGUGAAAGGUGUCCUGCCAAAGCCAGCAAAAUCUGGUCGUCCAGAUCGCAAGGCCUUGAAGGAUCUUUCAAAUACUGGCAAACCUCCAGCUUCUCGUCCGGUUAAGGUGUUGGCCCUGAAAGAAAAGUCUGCACCACGUGGUUGGGAGACCAUCAAGAACGCCCCAAAGAGCACUUCCCUCACUGAUGAGGAAAUAAAGAGAUGCCAUCAGUGGGCAAAGGAGGGAAUUGAACAGACACACUUUACUGGAAACGAUAUACAAAAGCUGGAGAAGGAUAUUAAUGAAGAACGUAUAAACAAGAAGGUUCUGAAGGUCGUGUCUGACUUGCAUGAAUGGUUAAGUGCUUCAUAUGAUCUUGGAUUGCCAGAGAAGGAACUUUCCAAGGAUAUCACAGAUGUAAAGACUAUGGAGUUAGAAACCGAGCUGCUUCCUUGCAUUACCAAAUCUCCAUCUCCAGGUCUCUUUCCUUUUCUCCCUUCCUAUCCGGUGAUGCACAUACGUUAUGAAGAAGUUGGCAAUCUCCUUGAGUCGGAAGUGGAUCAUCUCCAGUUUCUAGAACGGCCAAUUGAGCUUGAACUGAAAGAGGAGGACUAAAGUUCUGAUGAAUCAUUGACGUCGCUUGUUGUAUAUACUAUCAAAAUUAGAUGAUGCAUUGUUUGUGCCCCCAUGCAUCAUCGAUUAUGAGGGUUGUGCUCCGCCGAGAGUGCUUGAACUAUUUCAGCCUCGUAAUUGAUCAUUUUCUCCAA